This is a messenger RNA of Euleptes europaea (tarantolino), 2725 nucleotides long. It is a transcript of the gene AGO4, whose product is annotated as argonaute RISC component 4. Lineage: Eukaryota; Metazoa; Chordata; Lepidosauria; Squamata; Sphaerodactylidae. The record is from RefSeq and is a predicted model, not a curated record. Gene Ontology annotation, molecular function: protein binding; RNA binding. The transcript is spliced from 18 exons. Bases 140 to 2725 code for a protein of 861 amino acids.
CACCCCCGUUCCUUGCGCCGACCCUCACCCCGGAGCCAAUAUUCCCGAAAUUAAGAGAUACGCUGCGGCGGCGGCUGGAGCUGCGGGGCCCGGGGCGGCCGGGGCCGGGGGGGACCGCAGCGAGGCCGCCGCCGUCGCCAUGGAGGCGCUGGGACCAGGGCCACCGGCCAGCCUUUUCCAGCCGCCUCGUCGCCCUGGUCUGGGAACUGUUGGGAAACCAAUCCGUCUCUUAGCCAAUCAUUUCCAGGUGCAGAUCCCUAAAAUUGAUGUUUAUCAUUAUGAUGUGGAUAUCAAACCAGAAAAGCGUCCCCGGAGGGUGAACAGGGAGGUGGUGGAUACUAUGGUGAGACACUUCAAGAUGCAGAUAUUUGGGGAUCGGCAGCCUGGCUACGAUGGUAAAAGAAACAUGUACACGGCACAUCCUCUGCCCAUUGGCAGGGACAGGGUGGACAUGGAGGUCACUCUUCCAGGUGAAGGGAAAGACCAAACUUUUAAAGUGUCGAUUCAGUGGGUGUCUGUGGUCAGCCUUCAGCUGCUCCUGGAAGCUUUGGCAGGUCAUCUGAAUGAAGUCCCAGAAGACUCUGUGCAGGCACUUGAUGUCAUUACCCGGCACCUUCCCUCUAUGAGGUACACCCCAGUGGGCCGUUCCUUCUUCUCUCCCCCAGAAGGUUAUUACCACCCUCUGGGAGGGGGCCGGGAGGUCUGGUUUGGAUUCCACCAGUCUGUCAGACCCGCUAUGUGGAACAUGAUGCUCAACAUAGAUGUAUCAGCAACUGCUUUCUACCGUGCCCAACCUAUUAUUGAGUUCAUGUGUGAGGUCUUGGACAUUCAGAACAUCAAUGAACAAACAAAGCCCCUUACAGAUUCCCAGCGUGUUAAGUUUACCAAAGAAAUUAGAGGUCUAAAAGUAGAGGUUACUCACUGUGGUCAGAUGAAGAGAAAAUAUAGAGUUUGCAAUGUUACUAGGCGACCAGCCAGCCACCAAACGUUCCCUUUGCAGUUGGAAAAUGGACAGGCUAUGGAAUGUACAGUAGCUCAGUAUUUUAAGCAGAAGUACAGUCUGCAGUUAAAAUAUCCUCAUCUUCCAUGCCUCCAAGUAGGGCAGGAGCAGAAACAUACAUAUUUACCCCUCGAGGUAUGUAAUAUAGUGGCCGGCCAGCGUUGUAUCAAGAAACUAACAGACAAUCAGACGUCGACUAUGAUCAAGGCAACGGCACGGUCUGCUCCUGACAGGCAGGAAGAAAUUAGUAGACUAGUGAAGAGUAAUAGCAUGGUAGGUGGACCUGAUCCAUAUCUGAAAGAGUUUGGGAUUGUCGUCCAUAAUGAAAUGACAGAGCUGACAGGCAGGGUGUUGCCUGCACCAAUGUUACAGUACGGAGGCCGGAACAAGACUGUUGCUACACCAAAUCAAGGUGUUUGGGAUAUGAGAGGAAAGCAGUUCUAUGCUGGCAUUGAGAUUAAAGUCUGGGCUGUUGCCUGCUUCGCUCCUCAGAAGCAAUGCCGGGAAGACUUGUUAAAGAGUUUUACUGACCAGCUGCGGAAGAUCUCCAAGGAUGCAGGGAUGCCGAUUCAAGGACAGCCGUGCUUCUGUAAAUAUGCGCAGGGUGCGGACAGCGUGGAGCCCAUGUUCAAACAUUUGAAGUUAACUUAUGUUGGCUUGCAGCUAAUAGUCGUGAUCCUUCCAGGAAAGACACCAGUUUAUGCUGAGGUCAAGCGUGUUGGGGAUACUCUACUAGGCAUGGCCACCCAGUGCGUUCAGGUGAAGAAUGUUGUCAAAACCUCUCCACAGACUCUGUCGAACCUUUGUCUGAAGAUCAAUGCGAAGCUUGGAGGAAUAAAUAAUGUUCUUGUACCACAUCAAAGGCCCUCUGUGUUCCAGCAGCCAGUGAUCUUCCUGGGAGCAGAUGUCACUCACCCACCUGCUGGAGACGGGAAGAAGCCUUCCAUUGCUGCUGUAGUAGGCAGCAUGGAUGGCCACCCCAGUCGCUACUGUGCUACGGUGCGGGUUCAAACCUCCCGCCAGGAAACUUCCCAGGAGCUUCUAUACAGUCAGGAGGUGAUCCAGGACCUGACCAACAUGGUGCGAGAACUGCUGAUCCAGUUCUAUAAAUCCACUCGUUUCAAGCCCACGCGGAUUAUCUACUACAGGGGAGGCGUGUCAGAAGGGCAAAUGAAGCAGGUAGCUUGGCCAGAACUCAUAGCAAUCCGGAAGGCCUGCAUCAGUUUGGAGGAAGACUACAGACCAGGGAUCACUUACAUUGUUGUGCAGAAAAGGCAUCACACAAGACUUUUCUGCGCUGACAAAACCGAAAGGGUUGGGAAAAGCGGCAAUGUUCCAGCGGGCACUACCGUGGACAGCACCAUCACGCACCCCUCUGAAUUCGACUUUUACCUCUGUAGCCAUGCAGGGAUUCAGGGAACCAGCCGCCCUUCUCAUUAUCAAGUUUUGUGGGAUGACAACUGCUUCACCGCCGACGAAUUGCAGCUGCUGACGUACCAGCUGUGUCACACUUAUGUCCGGUGCACACGGUCUGUCUCGAUCCCUGCUCCGGCAUACUACGCCAGGCUGGUAGCCUUUAGGGCAAGGUACCAUCUUGUUGACAAAGACCACGACAGCGCUGAAGGCAGCCACGUAUCGGGACAGAGCAAUGGCCGUGACCCCCAGGCGCUGGCCAAGGCGGUGCAGAUCCAUCAUGACACCCAGCACACGAUGUAUUUUGCCUGA